Messenger RNA from Pichia kudriavzevii, 957 nucleotides. RefSeq lists its product as uncharacterized. The transcript is spliced from 2 exons. Bases 1 to 957 code for a protein of 318 amino acids. Gene Ontology annotation, biological process: RNA methylation. The record is from RefSeq and is a predicted model, not a curated record. NCBI's taxonomy places the organism in Eukaryota, Fungi, Ascomycota, Pichiomycetes, Pichiales, Pichiaceae. Gene Ontology annotation, cellular component: mitochondrion. Gene Ontology annotation, molecular function: rRNA (uridine-2'-O-ribose)-methyltransferase activity.
AUGCGAUAUAUCAUUACACAUCUCUUUUGCGUACCACAGACGCCAAUCACUAGAUACUCGAGGUACAGUCUCAAGGCAACACGUUUAUUCUCAAGUACUAGGACCUUAACAAAGUCAUCAUCUUCAUCAAAUCGAUGGACCAAUAGACAAGCCAAUGACUUUUAUACCCGUAAGGCAAAGCACGAGAACCUAAAAUCGCGUGCAGCUUUUAAACUUUUACAAAUUGAUGAGAAGUUUGGUAUAUUCAGCAAAUGCAAGAGUAAACGGAAGAUGCCUUUGAACGUACUCGAUUUAGGAGCAGCGCCAGGUGCAUGGAAUCAAGUUGCACUUGAACGGUGCCCCGCCAAGUCUAAGAUUCUAGGUGUUGAUUUGCUACCAUACCAGCCUCCAUCGGGGGCGUCGGCAUUACAGGGGAAUAUUCUAAGUAAGGCAACCCAUGAGCGUAUUAAAGAUUUCUUUACAUUAUCAGCGUUAGAGAAAAAUGAUCAGCUAUUCAAUGAUGUUGAGAUUUUAUCCAAAAACGGAAAUAAACUAGAAGAUAUUGAGUAUAGUUCAAUAGUAGCUAAAGAAGUAGAAAUGGGUCAACUUAUGGAUGAUGCGAAAUUGAAAAGAGAUGCAAAUGAUAUAAAGUUCCAAUACCCUGUUGAUGUCAUAUUAAGUGAUAUGAUGGCCAACACAUCUGGUUUGGCAUUUAGGGAUCACAUGAUGUCAAUGGACCUAUGUGAUGCCGCACUAGUUACAGCAGUCGACCUAUUGAAAAAGGACGGCUCUUUGGUCAUAAAAUUCUUUACCGGUAAAGAAGACAAUCUGUUAGAAAAGAGACUUCACAGGGUGUUCAAGAAUGUCGAAAGGUUCAAACCGAGAGCAUGUAGAAUGGAAUCCAAAGAGUGCUAUUUUGUAUGCUUAGGGAAACGUGACUAUUUUGUAGACAAAGUUCACCUCUUCGCAAUCACCUGA